UUCCGCCUACGGAGUAGUAGAGCGGCGUGCCGCGGGCGGAGCCUCUAGGGCGUCUACAGACUUCACCGGCCGGAGCCCACGAUGGCCGAGGGCGAGGCCCGAGGCCGCCUGUGGCUGGAGAGCCCCCCAGGGGGGGCGCCCCCCAUCUUCCUGCCCACGGACGGGCAAGCCCUGGUCCUCGGGCGCGGACCCCUGACCCAGGUUACAGACCGGAAGUGCUCCCGAAACCAAGUGGAGCUGGUUGCAGACCUAGAGACCCGGACGGUGGCAGUGAAACAGCUGGGUGUUAACCCUACAACUGCUGGGACCCAGGAAUUAAGGCCAGGGUUGGAGGAGUCUCUUGGUGUGGGGGAGACACUGUAUUUGGUCAAUGGCCUCCACCCACUGACCCUGCGCUGGGAUGAUACCCGCACACCAGGCCUCCAACCAGAUUCUCCACCUGGCACCCCACCGGUGACACCUCCCAGGGAGAAGCGGGAGGAGGAGGCCAAACAGCAGAAAAAGAGGAUGCGGACAACAUCCCCAGGUUGGCAGAACUUGGAGAAGCUGCUGGUGUUCACAGCACCUGGAGUAAAGUCUCAGGACAAGGUGGCUGCUUUUGAUCUGGACGGGACACUCAUCAGCACCCGUUCUGGAAAGGUCUUUCCUACCAGCCCCAGUGACUGGAGGAUCUUGUACCCGGAGGUUCCUAGGAAGCUCCAGGAGCUGCAUGCCCAGGGCUACAAGCUGGUGAUCUUCACCAACCAGAUGGGCAUUGGGCGAGGGAAGCUGCCAGCAGAGGAAUUCAAGGCCAAGGUGGAGGCUGUGCUAGAGAGGCUGGGGGUUCCCUUCCAGGUGCUAGUGGCCACGCACGCGGGGCUGUACCGGAAGCCAGUGACUGGCAUGUGGGACCACCUGCAGGAGCAGGCCAAUGAGGGCGUGUCCAUCUCCAUCACAGACAGCGUUUUCGUGGGGGAUGCCGCUGGCCGCCCUGCCAACUGGGCCCCAGGCCGGAAGAAGAAGGACUUCUCCUGCGCGGACCGCCUGUUUGCUCUCAACCUCGGCCUACGCUUCGCCACGCCGGAGGAGUUUUUCCUCCAGUGGCCAGCAGCCCGCUUCGAGCUCCCAGCCUUCGACCCAAGGACUGUCCCGCGGUCUGGGCCCCUCUGUCUGCCGGAGUCCGCCACCCUCUUGAGCACCAGCCCCGAGGUGGUGGUCGCCGUGGGAUUCCCUGGGGCCGGGAAGUCCACCUUCCUCCAGGAGCACUUGGUGUCAGCCGGAUACGUCCACGUGAACAGGGACACGCUGGGCUCGUGGCAGCGCUGCGUGAGCGCCUGUGAGGCGGCGCUGAAGCAACAGAAGCGGGUUGUGAUUGACAACACCAACCCGGACGCCCCCAGCAGGGCCAGGUACAUCCAGUGCGCCCGGGACGCGGCCGUGCCCUGCCGCUGCUUCCACUUUCCUGCCUCGCUGGAGCAGGCGCGCCACAACAACCGGUUCCGGGAGAUGACUGGCUCCUCGCACGCGCCCGUGUCUGAUAUGGUCAUGUUUGGAUACAGGAAGCAGUUUGAGGCCCCCACGCUGGCCGAGGGCUUCUGCGCCAUCCUGGAGAUCCCCUUCCACCUGCGGCUGGAGCCGCGGCUCGAGCGGCUGUACCGCCAGUUCUCGGAGGGCUGAGCUCCGGCCUGUACCCCAAAAUAAAUGUCUAUUUUUGUUCCAA
Molecule: messenger RNA, 1699 nt
Organism: Dipodomys ordii (Ord's kangaroo rat)
Lineage: Eukaryota; Metazoa; Chordata; Mammalia; Rodentia; Heteromyidae
Gene: Pnkp
Product: polynucleotide kinase 3'-phosphatase
Exons: 17
Coding region: 82-1656 (524 amino acids)
Biological process (GO): DNA repair
Cellular component (GO): nucleus
Molecular function (GO): double-stranded DNA binding; protein binding; polynucleotide 3'-phosphatase activity
Source: RefSeq, a predicted model, not a curated record